CUGUACUGAAUACCGUAGGCAAGUAUAAUACAAUGUCAAGUAUUUAUGUAUCUAAACAUAGAAAGGGUACAGUAAAAAUAAUCUUACGGGACCACCAUCAUAUAUGUGAUCUGUUAUUGUGGUGCAUGACUGUGUGGAGGCACCAGCAUCUUGUGAGGGUCUUCUUACUGCAUCAUCCCAUGGUGGAAAGUGGAAGGGCAAGACAGCAGGAGAGAGUGGAACUUGAUUUUCUUACAAGCCUACUCUGGCAAUAACAAACCCACUCCCAAGAUAAUGACAUUAAUCUAUUCAUGAAGGUAGAGUGCUUAUAAACUAAUCAUAUUUUGUUAGGCCCCACCUCCCAACACUGUUGCAUUGGAAAUUAAGUUUCCAACACAUGAACUUAGCUCACACAUUCUAGCCAUAGCACCUGGCCUAAUUAAAGCUAAGUGGCACAAGAGUAAAUUGAAAUUCAAGCCUUUUCUGUCUUACAUAAGAAAGAUACCUUAAAAGAGUCUUUUAACAAAUUUCACUGAAGGAUGUCAGUCUUCCUUUUUUCAGUGAAUUAGAGACAUCGGUACAAAGAAUAUGAAUUAUUAAUCAUCUUAAUUCAGCUAGUUAGCAAGCUGUAUCACAUUUAUUAAAAUCACUUUUAUUUCUAUGGGUUUAGUUUCACCAUUUAUUAGGAGGAAAGGAAACAAAUUUGUGAGGGAGCUCUGGGUUGUCAGGAAAGGCUUUUCGGAGUAGUAAAGCAAUCAAAUGAGAAUAACUGAUUCAGUAUUUGUUUCCUUUGUCUCUGGUUUACUUUUUAGUUUUGUAGAACACUUGAUCGCUACCAUCUCACUUGGUCCUAGUUGAUGUAUCAUCUACAUUUUUAUUCAAGGUUUAAUAUAAAAUGCUAUAAAAGGCUAUCCUAAACUGGUUUUAAGCAUAUUUAUUUUGUUUGUUAAGCAUAAAAUACGCAAGAGAAUUUUUAUGGAAUGACUCCUUGUUACAAGGUACUUUGCAUUUAUAAUCAGCCACAGUCACCUCAGUUUCAUCCGGUAUCUUACAAGUAUGAUGUGCUGUAUACUCAAAGCCUCACCACCUGCUUGCCCCACCCAUUUGCUUAAAUGUAUCAAUUUUUUCUAAGCUUAACUUUUACCAAAACUGGAGUUCAACAGAUGAAUAUUUUUCCUUCUUAGAUGUUAACUAAACAUUUUUAAAGGUGCAAAAUUUACAUACAAACAUAACCCAAAUGACAUGGAAGUUACGUGAUUUGUGACUUGCCUCUGUAAUGUUCCCCUGGCCUGCUUGAAAUUCCUACCUUCCCUCUAGUCUAGUAUCUUAUUCUCAGUUAUUGAGAGGAAGUUAGGGACCUAGAAUUCUUGUUUUCAGAGCAGCAGAUUUUUGUUAAAAUAAUUCAAAACAUUUAUCCCUAUCUUGGGGCUUGAAGAGAAUGUGAAGUGCUUUAUCCUCUGUUUUGAGGGAAUGAGGGAAGGAGCUUGUUCUUAGGCAAUUAACAAGUAAAUUUAAAUAAAUAAUCCAAAUCUGGUGUAGGUAAACAAAUUUUAGUUUUAGGAACUUUCAAAAUUAAGUAUGCUUCCCCUUUGGGCUCCAGAUUUUACAGUAAUACUUUUUGAAAGCAGUAAGAUAAAAAUUUCAGGACCUCAAGAGAUGGGUCAAAAGAGUUUCACUGUAAUAUGAAUUUUGAAGCCAGAACUGGAAAUCCCCUGUGCUGCGUCUUCCUCUUCGUGGUAGUAGAGGUUACAGUUAUCAAAUAGUCCAGAGAAGCAAUGGGAACUUAUGAUUUCUGAUAGAAAAAUUUUAACAGAGGUGUAGUUGUAUGCAAAUAAUAUGUGAUGCCUCAGUUUCCUCCAAAGUCUUAGUUAACAGAGUUAGAAAAAAUCUGAUUAUAUUUGAAGUUCUGUGUUCAUACUGGAGUAAUUAUUUUUCCAAUGAUACAGUAUACAACAUAACUUUAUUACUUUUUUGGAACAGCAUAAAGAUGAUUUUCCCUUUCUCUGAAGUAUUUCUGAAAUUAAAAAUGAAAUAAGUGUGGUAGAAGCCAUUAUUUAUGAAUUAUCAUGCUAAAUUAACUCAUUAAUUAAUUCAUUCAGGGCACACCCAGUUAUUCCCCAAACUGAGUGAUAUAUUUCUUGGAAUAGACUUAUAAAGCUUGAGAAAACCCGAAGGAUCAUUAUAACAGCAAACAGGAAUGUAGGCAUCCACAUACUGGAUGACUUUAGUGACCUGGCACACAGUGCCUUAUCUACUUGGCACAUGUACAGGUACAAGGAACACUUAACAUUUUUCACCAGAGCUUAUUACAUACCAUUUUCAAUGCUUGAGAUAUUAUAUAAAUGCUAAAAUUCUAAAACCUAUAGUAAAGCAAAGACCCAGAUUUUAUACUGCAGUAGUUUUGCCAGUAAGUCUCAUCCUCACUAACUUAUCUUUUAAGAUUAAAAAUAAUGUAACCAAGGGGGAAGAAAAAGAGCAAAUAUGAGCAAAUUGUCAUUGUUUUAGAAUCUGCUUCUUUUCCUUUCCGGUGUUUCUGUGCAAGGAGAGAAUGAUCUCUGACCUUGUGAAAGGCAAAUACCAUGUGUAUUCAUGGUUGUUACUCAUUUGGCAAGGACUUGAAACUCAUGACACUCCCUGCUUAAGAUCCUCCACCUAUUCUUAACAGCUGGGCUCCCCAGCUCCUGGAUCACCAACCAGUACCAGUCUGUGGCCUGUUAGGAAUUGGGCUUGUACAGCAGGAGCUGAGCAGCUGGAGAGUGAGCGAAGUUUCAUCUGUAUUGACAGCUGCUCCCCAUCGCUCACAUAUAUUACCACCUGAGCUCGACCUCCUGUCAGAUCAGCAGUGGCAUUAGAUUCUCAUAGGAGCAAGAACCCUAUUGGGAACUGCACGUGUGAGGGAUCUAGGUUGCGCACUCCUUAUGAGAGUCUAACGCCUGAUGAUUGGUCACUGUCUCCCAUCACCCCCACAUGGGACUGUCUAGUUGCGGGAAUACAAGCUCAGGGGUCCCACUGAUUCUACCUUAUAAUGAAUUGUAUAAUUCUUUUGUUAUAUAUUACAAUGUAAUAAUAGUAGAAAUAAAGUGCACAAUAAAUGUAAUGUGCUUGAAUCAUCCCAAAACCAUCCCCUGCUCCACUGGUCCAUGUCUUCCACAAAACCGGUCCCUGGUGCCAAAAAGGUUGGGGACCACUGUUUACCAGGAUACAUAGCAUGGGUUUAUGAAUUCCCUAUCUUUGCAGCACAUCCUUUAUUUCUGGCUUGCAUGGGACUUGAAAGCCUAAAACAACUAAAUGCUAAGAAAAAUUAUUUUUAAAAUUAUGACAAAAAUAUUUUCUAUUUCAGAUGUAUAGAUCUGCAAUCCAGAAACUAUGAAUUUUUUUCAGUUGAGUAGUCUGUUUGCCAAAAAAUAAAAAAUAAAAAAUAAAAACUUGCCUAAGUUUCUUCUCUUACAUUUUAUUUAGGAUUUGCCCUUAGACAUUAUUUAGUGCUUUUCUGACGUUGUAGGGAAGGUGAGAAUAAUUGAAACACUAGUUUCUUAAAAUUUCUGUUUAAAUUGAUUACAGGCCGUAGAAUUUUUUUUUAAGCUAAGCAUGUUAUAGAGAGGUAUCCUAUAAGAAGCAAGGGGCAGGUAAAGACUUCAGAGAUGUGUAGUCCAGUGUGUUAAUUAAAGGAUACUACCUACUUCUAAUUCGGUAUGUAUUAAUCUUUUCUGAUAUAUCAAAGUACUCUUCGCAUAUUUUAAGAAAAUUGGCAUUUUAAAGUAUAGUCUUUGAUGGUAGAAACGUGAGGUUGACAAAAAUCAGUCCUCUUAUGUAUGAAUUUAGUCUUAAACAGUUCUUCAUAUGAUGGAAUCUAAAACACAAAUGUAGUCUUGAAAACUUUUAGUCUACUUUGGUUACAUGUGUUUAUUAUUGUUCACCUUAUAGAUUAAUAGCAGAAAAGUAUAAAUUUUAAUAUUUCUACGUUUCUGGCUUGAUGAGGUCUACAGCAUUAAUUUCUGACCAGUUAAUGCAAACUGAGAUUCCUAUUGUCCUAAGAAAAUCUGGGAAGUUAGUAACACAGACACAUCUUUUGAUUUAUUUCAGGACCACAUAAACCCAUUUUGAAUUAUUCAACCAUUGCUGAACUUCUUGAGUAUGUAUAAUUAAGAGUUGACUAUAAUUGGAAUGUUCUUAAGACUUUAAGUUGAUUAUAAAGUUUUGUGCUUAAAGUUGGCAAUAAUCAAAACAAAACAAACAAAAAAAAACUUUAUUUUGAAACACAGUCUUGCUCUGUCACCCAGGCUGGAAUGCAGUGAUGACAUCAUACUUCAUUAUAGCGUCAAUAUCCCAGGCUCAAGCAAUCCUCCCACCUCAACCUCCCGAGUAGUUGGGACUACAGGCGCAUGCCACCAUGCUUAGCUAAUUUUUUUUUAGUAGGGACAAUGUCUGUCCAUGUUGCCCAGUCUGGUCUCAAACUUCUGGACUCAAGUGAUCCUCCUGCCUCAGCUUCCCAAAAUACUGGCAUUAUAGGCAUGAGCCACCACCCCUGGCCAAAAAAUAAUUCUGAAACAGCGAGGAGGAAGGCGGUUUCUUCUUGGGAAGUCUAGAUUUUAGUUAAGCAUGUAGAGGGAUCAGUUGACUUAUUAACCACUUAGGAUUGCACAGUAGGAGAAUUUAAAGGGUAGCCAGCACUGGAGUGGGCCUGGGAAGGGGAAGGGCAGUUUGUGUUAGUGUGCAUGGGUCCAAGAUAAAAAUGUUGGGUAACAGAGUUUUGCCUAAUGCAUUGUCGCUAAAAGGGAUGAAGGGCAUCAGGAUCUACAGGAGAUGCAAAAAGUAAUGACAGGAUAGUAGUGGGAAAAACUAGGGUGGGAUCAAGGCACUGGAAGGCAGAAAUAUUGAGUAGAAUGUUUGCUGCAAUUUAUGUUUCUGUAUAAAUACCGAGUACAAAGUUUCACUUGGGUGGUCAGGGUGCUAUGGCUGUGACAACUCCUGAGAGUGGGUUUUCUGGUAAAAAAAAAAAAAAAAAAAAAACUCUCUGAAUGCACGGAGUAGACUCAGGCCUUCUCAAAUUUGCGAAGAACAGGUCCACAAGACCUACAUUUCCCAAGAUAAUUGCAGUAGUGUGACCUGAUAAUUAACAUUUUUUGCUUUCCUGCUGGAACAUUCCUGGGGCCCAGAGACUGGGCCAAGCAUUUCCAGUCCAGAGACUGGGAACUGAACCAAGCAUUUCCUUUAGAUUGUGCAGGUUGUGAAGGUUGAUGUUAUUAGCUUAGUUACUACUUGGAGUCUUAGCUCAUAGUGUGUCUUUAUGGCUUUCUGCCUCACUGGACCCUCUUCCCAAAAGGAUUUAGAAUGUGUUCACCAUCAUGAGCUGACCAACAAUUUCUAAAUUCCUACUCAGAAACACAGCAAAGGGAAUGCAGUCAAGCACAAAGGGCUAAAUGACUAGAACUGUUUUAAUCAUGGACAAACAAAACCCACAGAUGAAUGCUUCUCACCCGGAAACAAACUUGCCAGUUGGGUAUCCUCCUCAGUAUCCACCAACAGCAUUCCAAGGACCUCCAGGAUAUAAUGGCUACCCUGGGCCCCAGGUCGGCUACCCACCCCCACCACCCGGCCAUUCAGGUCCUGGCCCAGCUGGCUUUCCUCUCCCAAAUCAGCCAGUGUAUAAUCAGCCAGUAAAUAAUCAGCCAGGUGGAGCUGCAGGGGUACCAUGGAUGCCAGCACCACCGCCUCCAUUAAACUGUCCACCUGGAUUAGAAUAUUUAAGUCAGAUAGAUCAGAUAUUGAUUCAUCAGCAAAUUGAACUUCUGGAAGUUUUAACAGGUUUUGAAACUAAUAACAAAUAUGAAAUUAAGAACAGCUUUGGACAGAGGGUUUACUUUGCAGCGGAAGAUACUGAUUGCUGUACCCGAAAUUGCUGUGGGCCAUCUAGACCUUUUACCUUGAGGAUUAUUGAUAAUAUGGGUCAAGAAGUCAUAACUCUGGAGAGACCACUAAGAUGUAGCAGCUGUUGUUGUCCCUGCUGCCUUCAGGAGAUAGAAAUCCAAGCUCCUCCUGGUGUACCAAUAGGUUAUGUUAUUCAGACCUGGCACCCAUGUCUACCAAAGUUUACAAUUCAAAAUGAGAAAAGAGAGGAUGUACUAAAAAUAAGUGGUCCAUGUGUUGUGUGCAGCUGUUGUGGAGAUGUUGAUUUUGAGAAUGAUGAUAUCAAGGUACUCUCAUGGAAAGAACUGAGAAAUAGUCACUUGAAGAAUUUUCCAUAGAGUUGACAAUGGAAACUUUGAUACCUCAAAGCAGAAAUUAUCAGUAUGAGGGACCGCUAAGGAACAUGAAAUCCACCAGGGUGUCACUGGGCAUGGAAACUUGAAUAAAAGAGAUAAAAGCCUGUUCCACAGCAGGGGCAGGAGUCAUUCUAAAACAGAGAAUAACUCAAGAGGCAUUUCAUAGGUGUACUAUGUGGAACUAAUUCAUGGAUUUGAUAUCAAUUGAGGAUGAAAAAAAUUUUGGAGAUAAACUUGAUAUGUUAUUAUUCUCAUAUUACAUUGGCCAAGUUAAGAAUCUUGGAGGAAAAACACUUGAUUUGUGUCCUCUUGACCAUUAUGAUAGUCUGCUUUUUAAAAAGUAAGGUAUCAAAUACUAUUACACAUCUAGGUCAGGGAUCAGCAAAAUAUAAUCAAUGGGCUGUAGUUGAUUAUAUAAAAUAUAUAUGGGAAGUUAAUGACUUGAAUUAAGGUCAUGUUGGAUUUUAGUUAUGUAGAGGAAAAGAAUGGAGAGUUUUCAGCAAACAGAGUAAUUGAAUCUCUAAGAAGGUUAUCUUAAUGGUGAGUAAGAGAGAGCCUAGUAGACCUUUUAUCCAAUAUAGAUGAUAAGAGAGUCUGUCUGCUUCAAGGACUCUUGGUAGGGGGAAAAAAUAUGGCCACAUGAAACUGACAUACCAAGUCAGUCAGUUCUGUCUAUGAGCUUGAAAUCUGAAUUCCUGCUACUGUUGUGUUUCAGGAAUCUCAAAAUACAGAAAUUGAUCCUGAGUAGUGAUAAAUUUUAUAUGGUCAACUAUAGCCCACAGACUUUUUUUCCUGCCCUCUCAACUAGAUUUUCAUUAGCAUUCAAUAAAUAUGUUUUUAAAAAGCAGACAAUCCUAAUGGUCAAGAGUAUAGACACUGGAGCCAGAUGCCCAGGUUUGAAACCCAUCUUCACACUUAUCUGUGUGACUUUAACAAAUUCUUUCACUUCUCUUUGCUUUAGUUUAGUUUUUUUACAUGAAAAUUGGGUGUAGUAACAGUAAAUAAAUAAAUCAGUAGUAAGUAAAUAAAAUAGCUUACCAGCAACUAUUAAUAUACUCAUGAUACACUUUUUAUAUUUCUUUGCUACAUACCUAGAUCCUAUAUGCUGUCAUUAUAUUUCAGUAUUUUGCAUUUAUAUUUGCAUUGUGAGAUGAAUCUAUGGUUUUCUUUUUAGAAUGCUUUUACCAAUUAGUAUUACACUCAUGGAUUUAAAAGUUUAACAUUAUACAAUACCAAUUUAUUCUUUCCAAAUGUUGACAUUUUAUUAUAGUGAUUUUCUAUUCCAAAAUGUCUACAAUUUAGCUAAAAAUUAUCUAGUCAUGCUAAUUUAUUGGUUGAAGAUCAUUAUUUGCAUUUCUUAUCCUUGGCAUAAAAAAUGUAUUCUCUACUUCGUUAAAUUUCUUGCUGUAGUAAUCAAAAAGGGCAAAUGUUAAUAUCUUUAUCUGUAUAGUGUUGAGUUUAGAUUGGCUAGUAAGUUGUCAGCUGCAUUUUUCAUUUUUUUUAAUUUCAGAAUUAAAAAAUAAAACAUAAGAGUUUUCAUUACUAGCUUCAAAUGUUUCAAUGACAGCUAUUAGCAGAAAAAUACUAACAUGUGCAAGAAAGGAUUUGUAUUAGUUUAUUUCACCACAGUAGUAUUUCAUUACAUAUAAUCACUAAAACUCAGCAGCUUGCAACAAGUGUUUAUGCUCAUGCUUAUGGGUGUGUAGGUCAACUGUGUUUCAGUGGAUGUAUUUAAGCACUGACUUAGGCUGCAUGUUAACCUCAAUCUGCUCCAGGUAGAUUUGUUCUAUGACUGUAGCAGCAGCAGCUAUCUGAGUCAUGCUUUUCUAGUGGCUUGUCACUGAUCAUAAGCCAGGCCAAAGCACUUAGCCAAGUUUAAGGACGCUACUCAUGUCAUAUCUGCUAACACCCAUUGUUCAAACAAGUAACAUGGCCAAGCCUAAUUAUGAAGGAACAGGAAGUAUACUGGCCCUACAGAAGGAGAGGGAAUGAAAUGAAUAUUUGAUGAACAGUAUUAUGCUAUCAGUUUCAUAUUAGAUGUUUAUUUCUAGUAUUUUACAAACUAUCCACUUGUACUCAAAUAAAAUGAGUCAAGUAUUUUUAGAUUCCCCACAUUUAUUUAGCUGAAAAGGACACUCAUCUGUUAAUACAACUAUAUGUGUACAUAGUUUUGUGAAUUUCAGCUACAUUCAGUCCCCACCUGCCCUCCUAGAGGAGUUGCCUUAGUCUGAGCAAAGUCCAUUCAACCCUAUAUGAUGGCCCUGGGCUUUCCUCAGGCAGAAUUGUAAAAUUAGGAAACUUCUACUUUGGAGCUCAUUCGUUCAUACACUCUUCGUCUUUUAUUAUUCACACCCCACUAGUUAUCCACUCUUAACCUCAACCCUUGGCGUGGGGCAUUUCAUCAAGUUACUUGUUGGUAUUUGCCUUUACUCCAAACUGCUAAUCUUUUCUAGGUGCUUAGCAUUUCAUGUUUGGCAACUCACAGUGGGUGGUAAUAAGCCUUUUCAUCAUAUUUAAUCUUUCAGUCUGUGUAAACUGUGCUUCUCCUAAAGCAGAAGUCUAAUAGGAGUUUUGUUCAUUCACUUCCUGAUGGCUUCUAGAAAUGUCAUCAAAGAAACAUUUCAUAUUUAUAUCCUUUUUUGCUUAAAUUUUCUUUUGGGUCAAUUCAAAUAAUUUAUUAAUGUCUAUAUUAAUAUAAAAUAGAAAUUGUUAAAUAUUUCAGAAAAACUUUCUGAAAUAUAAUUUCUCCAUACAAUGAAACAGUUUUUUUCAUGUAUCUAUAAAUAGAUACAGGAGCCUCUAGUUAUCUAAUGAGGGUUAUAUAUGGUGCAUAAUUUUAAUACCAUAUUUGUUUCAUCUUACUUCAAAUUUGAAAGUACUUUUGCUCUAAGUUUCCUAAAAGUAUUUAAUACUUUUUU
Messenger RNA from Pongo pygmaeus (Bornean orangutan), 9160 nucleotides. Its product is annotated as phospholipid scramblase 1. The record is from RefSeq and is a predicted model, not a curated record. Gene Ontology annotation, molecular function: phospholipid scramblase activity. Gene Ontology annotation, cellular component: plasma membrane. The transcript is spliced from 8 exons. Gene Ontology annotation, biological process: plasma membrane phospholipid scrambling. Lineage: Eukaryota; Metazoa; Chordata; Mammalia; Primates; Hominidae. The coding region runs from base 5400 to 6224 and encodes 274 amino acids.